Linum trigynum is the source of this 507-nucleotide messenger RNA. Lineage: Eukaryota; Viridiplantae; Streptophyta; Magnoliopsida; Malpighiales; Linaceae. The record is from the annotation of a GenBank genome assembly.
AUGCCACCACGAGGUAAGUAUUAUGUUGUUGAUUCUGGAUAUGCAAACACCCCUAAGUUACAAAAGAAGCACGCCAUUUUGAAGAUAUCGAUCCUGGAGGUGGCAAAUACUCUUAAGCAACUUUUCAAAUAUUAUCAUUUCUUCUUACGCAAUGUUAUCGAGCGUUGUUUUGACGUUUUGAAAACUAGAUUCCCUAUGUUGAAGCAUAUGCCUCCUUUUGCUCUCAAGAAACAAGCACACAUUGUUAUUGCAUGUUAUAUACUGCAUAACUUCAUUAGGAUCUACUCUGGUGACGACGCCCUGUUUGAAGAAUAUCAAAAUUAUUACAUGGGGGAGAAUGUCAAUGGAGUGCAAAGAGGACAAGAAAGAGAAGCAUAUGAUCUCAGUUCAAGCCAAACUCAAGCAAUGGAUGUACGACGUGAUGGAAUAGCAAACAAGUUUUUGAAUGACAUUCAAGCUAGACUUAUUUGGAAUUUGAUGUUGUACUUGUAUUGUGUUUAUUGGUAG